AUGCGAUUGACAAUGGCUAAUGUUAAUACUCAUUCAAAUAUUGAUAUAUUACCACAAAGUGAAACAGCAAGUUAUACAUCAAUGAAUUCAUCAACACCAUCAUCGGUAACAACAAGUAGAAGUGAUGGAAGUGGAUCAACAAAUUUUCAUAUUGAUUUUAAUGAAUCAAUUUUACAAGUUCAUAAACGUUCGCCACUUUAUAUUAUCGGCGAUCGAGCUCAACGUUGCGUAAGUUUAUAUCGAUGUAAUACAAUAAAUACUUGGGAUUAUAUAACAAAAGUGAAUCGAGAAUCUGUAAGAUAUUAUAAUUUUCUUUAUUCACCAUCAAAUGAUAAUUAUGUUCUUCGUUCAGCAUAUAAAAUGUGUUCAUUUGAUAUAUGGAAUUUUUAUUUAAAUGACACAUUCGAAAUGGGCUGUCCAUGUAAUCUUGAUAUAGCAUUAGCAAAACAUUAUGAAUAUUUAAAUAAUGCUGAAUCAAGACAACGUAGUAAAUGUAUAUCAGCUGUAUAUGAUGAUAUCAAUAUUUGUCUAUCAGAUUUUUUUAACGAAAUAGUUAGUCAUCGAUAUUACGAUACAAGUGAUGAUCAAACAGCAAAAGGUGUUAUUCUUUUAGCUGAUGUUGUAGAAAUUCUUCCUUGUACUAGUCAAUUUUCAAAUGCAUUACGAUGA
This is a messenger RNA of Rotaria sp. Silwood2, 669 nucleotides long. The record is from the annotation of a GenBank genome assembly. Lineage: Eukaryota; Metazoa; Rotifera; Eurotatoria; Philodinida; Philodinidae.